Messenger RNA from Echinostoma caproni, 238 nucleotides. The record is from the annotation of a GenBank genome assembly. Lineage: Eukaryota; Metazoa; Platyhelminthes; Trematoda; Plagiorchiida; Echinostomatidae.
GGUGGUGGUGACGGUGGUGAUGGUGGUGGUGGUAGUGGUGGUGAUGGUGGUCGUGGUGGUGCUGAUGGUGGCGGUAGUGAUGGUGGUGUUGGUGGUAGUGGUGGUGGUGAUGGUGGUGGUGGUGGUGGUGUUGGUGGUACUGGUGGUGGUGAUGGUGGUGGUGUUGGUGGUACUGGUGGUGGUGAUGGUGGUGAUGGUGGUGGUGGUGGUGGUGGUAGUGGUUAGUUUGCUUCUCUGA